Messenger RNA from Rhineura floridana, 3018 nucleotides. RefSeq names its product coiled-coil domain containing 32 (gene CCDC32). The record is from RefSeq and is a predicted model, not a curated record. Bases 329 to 1045 code for a protein of 238 amino acids. Gene Ontology annotation, biological process: cilium organization. The transcript is spliced from 4 exons. NCBI's taxonomy places the organism in Eukaryota, Metazoa, Chordata, Lepidosauria, Squamata, Rhineuridae.
CCAUGUAAAUGAAGAAGCGAUAAAGUUACAAGUUCCUUUCGUUCCUGUGCUUUGAAAUAAUCACGCCCGCGCUUUGUCUUGUUUUUCUCACCGGAUGAGCCUGCUCCUUCGUUAUCUCAUAGAAAAGCACUUUGGUUGGUUGGUUUUCCCCGCUAACUCUGUCUGCUUUGAGUCUGUACUACGUUAUUUAUUUCCACCAUUCUUGCCCCACAUAGAGAUGAGUUUGCCAAGAACAAUGAGGAACCGGAAGGCUUAUUUGAGAACCACUGACCUUCGCUACUCGACUACCUUCUAAGAAUUGGUGGUGACUGCUAUCUCUCUAUAGCCUAUGGCAGCGGAACGCUGUACUGUAUCUCCGCCCCGUUCAUUGAUUGGUCAGUUUUGGACAACAAUCGGUUCCUGGCACGCCCCGCUCAGCUCCCGGCUGCUGAGACUUCUGCCCUUUGCGAACUCAAAAAACAAGGAGGCGGUAGACCAGCCGUGGCUGUUUCAGGAUUUCUCCAUCAUGAUAAUGUUUGAAAGUGUUGACUCCAUAGUCACUAUUUCCAGCCAGGACCUCUGGGCUGAAAUCUGUUCAUCUCUGCCAUAUCCAGACCAGAAUGAAGAGUCAAGCAAUGCAUUUGCAGAUUCUUUCACCGAUUCUUAUAUUCAUGUAGAAAGUCAGAAUGAAGUCAUUAACUCCUCUUUCCGAGCAAACAUGAAGCCCUGGGCACCACUAAAGGAUUCAGAGAUUUAUCUGGCAUCUUUAGAGAGAAGAUUGAUGCGAAUAAAGGGAUUGUCACAGGAAGUGACCUCCAAAGAUAUGCUGCAAACACUUUCUCAGGCUAAGAAAGAAUGUUGGGACAGGUUUCUGCAGGAAAAGUCUGAGUCUGACUUUUAUAUGGAGGGAACUGAAUCGGAUGAGAGCACUCUGGAACACUUGAAGCGCUGGCUACAGCCUGAGAAAGUGGCAGUCAGCACUGAGGAAGUUCAGUAUUUGAUUCCCCUUGAAGCUCGGAUAGCGAGGGAAGAGACUGAAGAAGAAUCUAUGACUGUAGAACAGUGACAUGUCGGCUUUUGCCUCCAAUCCAGGGACUGGUGGGAUUUGUGUUCAAACAGCAAGAGGAGGGAAGUGCCAAUGCUUAGCUGAGCAUAGAGCUAACUUCUUUUUUUCUCAACUGUACUUUUUAACUUUCAGUGGCUGAUCCAGUUUGAAGUUAUAUAUCGUUGCAAAUUUAGUGAUAGUCAUAUGUAGGAAUCUACUAAGAUGACUGAACAUUAAAGGCAGUGGAAUCACACUUUGGAUAGAGAGAUGGACUGGAGCCAGGCAUUCACUUGCUUUGUUUUCCUCCUUUAUCAUCUCUUUUCUUUGGGUCUACAUCAUUCCCAGAACUUUUUGCUAUAUUUUUUUUAAGGAGUUGAAUGCACACUGAUCCCUUAUACCAUAUAUUUCAUACAAUUUGUCAACUAAAUCUGCCUUGAACUAUGUAGGAGAUUGUACUCUUGAAUUUCAGUAUAUGGAAAUAUGUUUACCAUUCCUUUCCUCAUAGUGGAAUUCCUGAAUUCUAAGGCUGAAACUACAUGUGACAUGCCAUUGUGUAUGACUCUUGCCCCCAACUUUUUUUUAAAACCCCAAAGGUGCCUGGGUCUUUUAUUCUAUAAAGUCAAAAACAGCUGGGAGUGAGUUUUGACUGUCCCCAUCUCCUGACCACUGUUGCUUUGGUUUGAACCCCCCCCAAAAAAAUUGGAGAUAAGAUGUACACCACUACAUCUUACAUAUAAUUUCAGCCUUAAAUAGAUGAAGCAUCUUCUAUGCCCCAAAAAGCUCUUUCUGUUAAAAUUUCAACUUUUGUUUCCGCAAACAAAUGGGUUUUGAAUCCAAGAGUGUAGCAUUUCAGGCAGUCAUUUUCUUAUACUUUUGAAUUAAAAGCUCUUCUGGAAGGGAUUUACUUUGCUUUAUCAUUCAUGCUAUCUGCGGAUGGCGUUGUGAUCUUCCCAAGUAUAUGUUACGUUUCCAGCUGGUAAUUAUCUAUUCAUACUCAUGCUUUCUUCUCUUGCUGCAAGAAGCAAAUGAAAAUGUAUUCUGAAACAAUGUGGAACAAAAGCUGUAGCAAUUUAGUUGGCAUAAAUAAGACCAAGUAUGAAAUCAGUGCUGAGCUGAAAAAAGAAGAAUGUGUUUUAUUAACAUUUUCUCUCACUGUGAAAUAUUCUCUUUGAGGGGGGCAUGCGAAAGACGGUGGAAAUGUUUGCCCUGCAGCCACAUGCCACACCCUGACUUCAUUUUCUCUACCUCCCACACUCCAUGGCCAGGCAAAGCACUUCACUGCUCCCAUCCCUGACACCUUUCAACGUGUGUAGCAUCCCAGACCACUUGCUGCUUUGCUGCCGUUCUUUCUCCAUCGGCUUUCUACGUUUUAGAAACAAUGAAGUGGUAAUAACAUAAACAAUCAGAUCUGACUACAUGAUGAUAUCGUUUAGAGCAAACUCAAUCUGAUUAUCUUUGCUCUCAGUGAUGUUGUCAUCUGAGUGGCUACAUAAUAACUUCAUUGACCCAGAAAAUAGGAGAGUGAUUUAAAAAAAAAAAGUAACAAAGCCAUAGCUGAUUGGGGUUGUGCUUGCCAGCAAACCAAUGUGAGAAAAUAGAAAGGGGAGAACUUUGGUGAAAUACUUUAAGACUAUAUCCCUUCUCUCCCCCCAAAAUACUAAAAUUCUAACCUGGAAGAAAUUUGGCAUAGCAUUAUUUAAAGUCUGCAAGUAAAUAUGUUAUUCCAAAAUGUUUUGAAAUGGUUGCCUCCUUUCCAAAAUCACCUGAAAUAAUUAGGAAUUUUGUUAGACAAAAUGUCUCACAUUUGUUUAUACAAAACAUCUCAAAAUUUGGGAAAUUUACAUUUUAUUAUUUCACAUCAUUUCAUGUUUAGCCUCACUCUGGAUUUUUCUGCUCUGAUAAUAUAUUAUGGAUGGUGAACUGCAUAUCUUGUUGUUACACUGGUGGUGUAGUCUGUAUAUUGGCUAUUGAAUAGUUAAGAUACCUUUGAAAAA